UCUUCUUUUUCUUAAACUCUUAUUUUCUGGAAUUUCAACACCAAAAAGGAAAAACUCUAAUUCCUAAAUUCAUAAAGACCACUCAAAACGGAUCAAAUCGUCAUAUUCAAAUCCAGGAAGCAAAGCAGCAAGUUCAGUGCCCAAUACAUCCAAACGUCUGUAAAGCCCAACGCCACCGCCUCCGCGUUCACUCUCUCGAGGUGCUUAGUGGUUUCCAGCUUGCGUACAUGGAGGGGGGUGAUUAUAAAUCUCUGCUUGUAUUGGUGACAUCUUAUUCAAGUCGAUAUCAUGGUGAGAUAUAUGAAGUUAAAAUCCAAAAAGGAUCUGGACAAAUUAUGGGGGGAGUACGAGGAGCAAUUGGAGAUGAAUAUGGCAAAGAUCAAGCCCCACUGCGUCCUGUAACUACCUUCUUCAACAAGAAUACUUACUCCAUCCCGGACAGUUGUCUCUGUGAUGCUACAGACUUAUUUGGUGGCUCCAAGUUGUAUUUGUUGUUCAGAGAGGGCAUGCAAGCUAAUCCUCCCCACUCUGUCAUGACACCGGACUCCUUGAAGGGAUAUGUAUUCGACAUACAGAACAAGUCAUUCUCUACCUUCCAGGGCCCCAGAGUACCCAAGCCACUUGGAAAUGUGAUUUCUGCAUAUGAAAAGUUAUAUCAUCUUGCAAUCCCUGUAACCUCUCCGCAUGAGCCAAAUGACCCAGAAUCAGUGUUUGAGCGGUACGAUCCUCUGAAUGACAGUUGGGAGUUUCUUCCACCUGUUCCCUCUGUUAUUGCUGAUAAACGAGUGGAGAUAGUCGGUUAUGCUGUUUACAACCACCAUAUUUUGCUCUCGUUGACAUGCGGCCCAGGAUAUGAAUUCCUUGCCUUUCAUGUAAGAACUCAGAAAUGGGUUCAUGUCAAAGUCGAGAAAUCUCAUCGCAUGGCCUGUUCGCAUUUUCCUUUCCGAGGGAGGGCGGUGGUUUUGGGCGAUCGGAUGUAUGCUUCAUCAUAUUCAUUUGGAGUGGUUCUUGAAUUUUCCUUUGAUUGUGAAGCCUAUUCUUUAACCCCAAAGUUGGUGUUUCCGAGGUUUAAAAGAAUGCAUCUUGCGAACAUGGAUAUUGGUGUUCAGACAGAGUAUUUGGUUCAUUUGGGUGGCUGGGAUUUUUGUUUUGUCCAGACUGCCUACGACUACAAGAGGAUUGAUCGUCAGCCUUUGUGGAUCACCACGUUCCGAAUCAUUGUUGGAAGUGGAGGAAGUAGCAACAUUGAGAUCUUGCAUUCAACUAUUCGUGAUGUGUACAUCCAUGGUGGUUGGCAUGUUCAUGUCAAUUUCAGCUUCACGCCAUUGCUGGAAUAGUGAACACCAAAGAGAAGAAGAAGAAACAAGGCGCCAGGGAAAGGACGCAAAGGGACUCGAAGGGAAAGUGUGGCGGAUCACUUCUUCCUCCCAGAAAAAAAAAUCAAAUGAACCCACAGAUUCUCAGUUCAAUGCGGUUCAGUUGUGUAUUUAUGUGUUUCCAAUUGUGAGAGUUUUCUUUUUGAGCUAUGAA
Prunus mume (Japanese apricot) is the source of this 1530-nucleotide messenger RNA. The record is from RefSeq and is a predicted model, not a curated record. Lineage: Eukaryota; Viridiplantae; Streptophyta; Magnoliopsida; Rosales; Rosaceae.